CAYUGAGGAAAGAACGAAUAGAAUUAUGAAAUAAUGCUCGUACGGUACUGUCGUCGAAUAUUUGAUGCGAAUACGAUCGAUCUCCGCCUCGACGCAUCUCUCGUUCUCCUCUUCGGGAUUGAUUCCUUCGUUCAAUCGGUUGUCAACGCUACACAAACUCUAGACGGUUCGAAAGGGCUUGUCGCGYGGAGCAAUACGACCUAAUCUAACAUUAGAGAACAUCACAAUCUACCGACAUCGAACAACAGCGAAGCCAUAGCUCAGCGUCUGGAGCUACUUGAGAAUUGCAUCGAAGAGCAGAAUACUGUUGUUGCUGUCGAAUCGUAGCCUUGUUCUACAACCCAGCAUUUCGGUCAAGGUGGAGGAGUUGACACCACAAAGUCACAUCAGCAAGCGAAGACUARUCUUCCUUUUCUUUGCACGAAAACGUAGUCAAACUCGCGGCAUUCAAUUUCAUAGCAACGCAGAAAGCUUCUCAGCAAUAGAAAACAAGCACCCAUAGACAUGACAAACAUAAACCUCGUUUCGCAAUCUAGGGCCACGGGGGAUCAAGGGAGUUCCAGAAGAAACAAUGCGAUGGAUCCUCAAAAUCGAUCCAGUAUCACCAUGUUGGUGCUUGGCGAUGGUGCGUAUUCUGUUCUAUGGGAAGUUGUGUUGUAUUGCUCCGUCGUUCUAUUGGGAAGAGAAAAGGAAUGAAUUCCAUCAUYCUUGUUGGCACAACGUAAAUUUUGGUUUCUAUUGCUGCGUUUCCGUUUGGUGAACGAACGCCGUUGAUUUGGUCUUUGGCAAUCCGUCUUCAUCGUUUCCAUCUUCAACAAACUCUUCGACUUACCACGUGUAUUCCGUUUUGUUCUGUGUGCGACUUUCUUUGAUCGUUCAAAAAUGCAGAGGGUGUAGGCAAGUCMUCUCUCAUUUCCACCUUUGUAUCGAGGCAUUUCUCGGAAGUGGUCCCCGGAAUCAUGACACGCGUACGAUUGCCACCCGAUCCAGAAAAUUCAUGCAUCACGACGAUCGUGGAUUCGCAGAGAGGAGAUGCGGCCUUGAUAUCGGCAGUAGCCAAUAUGGCUACGRCAGGUGCAACCGGGACGGCAUCGGUGGCAUCGCCCACAACGACCGCUGCGUCGGCAAUCGAUGGCGGCAAUGGUGUAGAUGGUGGCGAACGAGGSGCACUGGACAAUCUCACYAUUGCAAGCAGCCCGUCCGCGAGCAUGUCGAUGGCUACAACACCGGGAUCGGCUUUUCUUCGUCACAACAACUUUAACAGCAACACAUCGUUGUCAUCCUUGCGUUCGUUUUCGGCCUCGGCUCGCUCCGGUGGUAUGGGUGGAAUCGAGAAUGUGGAUUCUAUCAUUUUGAUUUACGAUCUGGAUCGCGACGAAACUUUUUUCCGGCUGGAGAAUCACUGGUUGCCUCUGAUCGAACGAUGUUACAAUGGCGAGGUAAGUUUCUUUUCCAUGUUUGAAGUCCAACGUCUGUACUUUGAGACUUUUGAGAAUUAGCUUCUAACGAUUGCAUGGAUUCGGAUGAUCUGCUCGCCAAUGAACUAAACUGCGUUGCCUUAAGUUACCGGUUAUUGUUGCCGGAAACAAGAUGGAUCUCUUCCUGCCUUCGAGUGCGGCGGGUGUCACAGACGAACAAGUUCUGGCCAGAUCUCGACAGCAGAUUGUCUCUCUAAUGCAGCGAUUUCGRUUCAUCCGACAAUGCAUCAAGUGCAGUGCAAAAAAUCUUUUGAGAGUCGAUGAGGUUUUCCUCAAGGCGCAGCAAGCAGUAUUGUAUCCCUUUACACCAUUGUACGACCUGGAURUUGGCAAGCUAUCGGAAGAUUGUCAGCGCGCUUUUACGAGAAUUUUCCGGAUGUACGACCGGGACCACGAUGGUUUGUUGAGCCAUUCCGAGUUGGAUAGAUUCCAACACGAAACUUUUCAUGUUCCAGUAUACGAAAGGGAUUUGACGGGCUGGAAGAAAGUGGUCAGCCGCAACAACCCUAACGAGGAAGUAGUUCGCGACGGAAAAUUUACCGUCGCUGGAUUCUUAGCCAUAUUCGAUGUCUUCAUAAGUCAAAACCGACUUGAUGUGCCAUGGCAAGCACUACGAACCUUUGGAUAUGACGACAAUCUGAAGCUGCAGGUGCCAGAACGUGUAUACAUUGGUCCAGAAGAUGCUUCGUGGAGUCUCACGCAGUCUGCAAGAAGGUUUCUCUCGGAUCUAUUCCAUCAGUUCGAUUCGGACCACGACGGCGUUCUCUCGUUGGAUGAUAUGGAUGCGAUAUUUUCUAUCAUUCCCGAACCUUCGUUACCUCCAUGGCAUCCUAUUCGAUCGAGAAAGUUAUUCGGAGAUUCGUUUAGUCUACCCAUGAUGCCGUACUCUGAAUUACCUACGUCAGAAAGCACGGAAAGCACAUCGUCACAUYUUGGUAUUUCUCAAUGUCUUUCUACGAGUGGGAUAACUAUAAUCAGCAACGAAACGUUUCCAUCCGUGGACAUCUCGUCCAUUGACAGGGCGACCCUUGUUUCAACACCGCUAACUUUUUUGGAUUKKAUGGGUCUAUGGCAUGCAAUUUCCGUUAUUUCUCCCGAACAAACCCGUGCGGAACUUUUUCGACUCGGUCAUAACGAAGAUCUGAAAACAAAUAGACGAGGGCGCGGAAGGAGAAAGUCUGUUUCACCACUUCGUGAUUCAACUCCAGAUUCCAYRCUGCCAUCUCGGGAAUUACGACUGUUACUCCUUGGCAGCCCUAGUAGUGGAAAAACGGCUCUCAUCAACUCUCUGUGUGGAUGCAGAACSAAAGACCCACUGAAAACGAGCAAGACCGCGACUCCUGAAACUACAAAUACCUUUGUUCGCAUGAAGAGAAGGAAAUACAAAAAAUCCAGUAAGGGAGAGGGAUACGAAACGAUUGUUGUCCAUUUGAUUAUUACUGAGGUUCCCGAAGUCGAGGCGGAAAAUAGGGCAAUGCAGCAGAAACAGGUAUUUAAGAUGUUGUCUGAUGGAGGCUGUGAUCUAGUUGUUUUAGCUUUUGAUUCGACGAAYAGCGCGAGCUUGGCAUAUGCAAAACACCUKGAAAGCUCUCUGUUAACGGAGGAUCUCGCCAGAGUGUACGUUGCCACGAAGUCGGAUCAGUGCGGACCUGCAGAGGAUCACGACGACCCGGAAGACGACGAGUGGCAACCGAAAACGGUGAUUGACGAGGCAGCGAUGCACUGCCGAGAGCUUGACAUAGAACCCCCUCUGAUUACCUCGGCUACGGAGAGCAUGCUUGGUGCUGCCGACGAAUCGGGCGAACAAAAUCGUUCGCAAGCGCUCGGWCACCUUGCUCGCUGCUCCUUGAAGGAGCAAGGGAUCGACCCGUUGCGAGCUAAGCCGCACGAAGAACAAAAGCGCCGAGAAGCAUCGAAACGAAGAAACAGAAAAAUGAUAUGGUUUGGUGUAGGCGUCGGUGUGGCUGCAGCUGUUGUUGGUUAUUUGUGGACCGGUGCAUCCGGUGGCAAGGGGACACCAUCUACDAACACAGAUGGAGAUCGCAAGGGAGGUGGGACUUUUGGAUGGUUUCGCAGCUUUUUUGCCAGAGCAGAGUCUGCAAGUUGACUGCAYUGUUUAAUYAGAGAGUUUGAUGGACGAUCGAUUUUACCAUUCGAUGGCUUUUAAAUUUUUGAUGCUGCUGCGGAUGUUCAGGCGCAGACAAUGAUAUCUUUAAAUACUAAAAAGGAAAAUUGAAAUUAGUAUCUGMAUGAUAAGSGCAAUGARUAGGACUGUUUAGUGAUUAGUAGGAAAAAUUGUUUUAUUCGUUAAAAUAAAUAAUUAGCAAGCCACGGCUCUCGGCGAGGAGUAAAUACACGAAGAAGCAGUCUUGGUCAACGAAGGGUCGCCACUGCGUUGUUUCAAAUCAUGACUGACGCUGCURCUGCUAAGCCCGCAGCAUCGCUGCAUGAGCAAAGCACUCGACCAGUUGUUUAAGCCUUCCUCACAAGACGAAACAAUUCGUAAAAGCGCCUCGCUGAUAUAGCAAAUGGCAACAUCCACCAAACCGUCAGCGUUGAUGUCCAGUUUCUCUUUCAGCACGUUCAUGGACUCCAUACCUGAGGAAUCGAUGUYGAGACUCUCCAAGGCAUUUCGAAGUGCUGCAAAUGCGACGUGAGACGGUCGGUGCAAGCAACUGAGUUCGUAAUCGCUCGCGGUAUCUUUGAUUUGGCAAUGGAUCAAUUCGAUGAUUCGUUCCUCCGUUGUACCGCAACUGGCGGCAGUUUCGCAACUGUAGGCGGAACAGGACGAAUCGUCGUUGCUCUCUGCCUCACCCAUGGAACCGCCGCAGCUUUGGUCGUUUUCGUGGUYGGGACACAAGCCGAGAUGCUUCACAAAUUCGUGUGCAAAGGCCAUGGGUGUCGGUGGGGUGACGCACCAAUCYAGGGCCAUCAAAAUCUCGAGUUCCAUGCGUUCGAUGUCGGCUUUASARUAUUUUCCCCGGGAAAGCUUCGCCAUGGACGACGGUUCUAGUGCCUGGCUUUCCAGGACCUUGGUCAUCAGAUACAGUGAGGCCAUGACUACCAAUUGGUAGUCGUUGCGAUCGAAGAGUAUCCUUGAACCUUGGGGCGUGGCAACGAACCGAUCGACGCAAGACAUGACUGACGCCAUCGUGUAGCGAUCGUAGUUGCAAAAGUUGCACAGGCUGACGCACCACUUGGCCAUGAUGCUCCUGCACGCGGGAUCCACCGGGAUSCUUCCGCUGUGGUCCGAAACAGCAGGGUUGCUGUCGGGACACGGCGCGACGGGAUGGGACCGGGCGAAGUAAUCGUGUUGCGCAUAAGUCGUUCUUUCUUUGUGCAGCAUGACCUCGAGCACGGUGGAAGGCGUUUCCCAGGACGUCAUGUCCGCGUCGAUGUCCAUUUCGUGUCUCAGCUCUGUCUGGUUGGUAUCAGAUCUUGGACCGAKCAUUGUGCCGGGCUUUCCAAUUUGCGUUUGGCGGUGGCGUUUGAAUGAUAUGAGUUAUGAAAGCUCGCGAGAACCGUAUUUUGUUUGUGUAGAGGUAUCAAUGCUGCAUCCGUCCAAGAGACGGUUUCGAGACACAGGUUUUAUUGUCGUAAACUAUAAUUUGGAGCAAACCRGGUCAGGAGCCGCUUGUUGGCGAUUAUGACUCUGGUUUGUAUCUGCGAUGAACAACAAAAUAUUAUGCGGCAACGAAGAUACCCAUUCCUGAACUAUGCCAGAGUAAUCUAAUUUUCAAGUGUACCUCAACGACUGGGGUUCCGAAUACAGUGUUACUASUGCU
Molecule: messenger RNA, 5263 nt
Organism: Pseudo-nitzschia multistriata
Lineage: Eukaryota; Bacillariophyta; Bacillariophyceae; Bacillariales; Bacillariaceae
Source: the annotation of a GenBank genome assembly